AUGAGACCUGUUGUAUCGACUGGUAAAGCUUGGUUUUGUACAAUUUUAUCCGCAUUCGGUGUUGUGAUACUGUCUGUAGUGGCACAUUUGUUUAAUACCAAUCAUGAAGAAUUUGUUGGAUCUAUAAAUGAUCCUGAAGAUGGACCUGCGGUUGCUCAUACUGUUUAUAUAGCAGCAUUGGUUUAUUUGGCAUUCUUUGUCUUUUGUGGGUUCCAGGUAUAUUUGGCAAGAAGAAAACCUUCCAUUGAAUUGCGUUAA
Molecule: messenger RNA, 258 nt
Organism: Vanderwaltozyma polyspora DSM 70294
Lineage: Eukaryota; Fungi; Ascomycota; Saccharomycetes; Saccharomycetales; Saccharomycetaceae
Exons: 3
Coding region: 1-258 (85 amino acids)
Molecular function (GO): RNA endonuclease activity
Source: RefSeq, a predicted model, not a curated record